Messenger RNA from Homo sapiens (human), 1078 nucleotides. It is a transcript of the gene GDPD3, whose product is annotated as glycerophosphodiester phosphodiesterase domain containing 3. The transcript has 10 exons. The coding region runs from base 60 to 1016 and encodes 318 amino acids. Gene Ontology annotation, biological process: phosphatidylcholine catabolic process; lipid metabolic process; phospholipid metabolic process. The record is from RefSeq and is marked validated. Lineage: Eukaryota; Metazoa; Chordata; Mammalia; Primates; Hominidae. Gene Ontology annotation, molecular function: phosphoric diester hydrolase activity. Gene Ontology annotation, cellular component: endoplasmic reticulum membrane; membrane; endoplasmic reticulum.
AGCACAGUCCCGCGGACGGCUGAGCGUGUGGCUGCAGGAGCUUCUGUGGGAGUACGGUCAUGAGCCUUUUGCUGUACUAUGCCCUCCCUGCCCUGGGCAGCUAUGCCAUGCUCUCCAUCUUCUUCCUGCGCCGGCCUCAUCUGCUGCACACGCCCAGGGCUCCCACCUUCCGCAUCCGCCUGGGGGCCCACCGAGGAGGAUCUGGAGAGCUGCUGGAGAACACCAUGGAGGCCAUGGAGAACUCCAUGGCCCAGCGCUCGGACCUCCUGGAGCUCGACUGUCAGCUGACACGGGACAGAGUGGUGGUGGUGUCACAUGAUGAGAACCUGUGCCGCCAGUCGGGCCUAAACAGGGAUGUGGGCAGCCUGGACUUCGAGGACCUGCCCCUCUACAAGGAGAAGCUGGAGGUUUACUUCUCUCCAGGCCACUUUGCUCACGGGUCAGACCGGCGCAUGGUUCGUCUGGAGGACCUGUUCCAGAGGUUUCCAAGGACACCCAUGAGCGUAGAGAUCAAAGGGAAGAACGAAGAGCUCAUCCGUGAGAUAGCAGGCUUGGUGAGACGCUAUGACCGUAAUGAAAUCACCAUCUGGGCCUCGGAGAAGAGCUCGGUCAUGAAGAAAUGCAAGGCUGCCAACCCCGAGAUGCCCCUGUCCUUCACAAUAAGCCGAGGAUUCUGGGUGCUGCUUUCCUACUACCUGGGGCUGCUGCCCUUCAUCCCAAUCCCUGAGAAGUUCUUCUUCUGCUUCCUGCCCAACAUCAUCAACAGGACCUAUUUCCCAUUUUCCUGCUCUUGCCUGAACCAGUUAUUGGCUGUGGUUUCGAAAUGGCUGAUCAUGAGGAAGAGUCUGAUCCGACACUUGGAGGAGCGAGGGGUGCAGGUGGUCUUUUGGUGCCUUAAUGAAGAGUCGGAUUUUGAAGCAGCCUUCAGCGUGGGAGCCACUGGCGUCAUAACGGAUUAUCCCACAGCCCUGCGGCACUACCUGGACAACCAUGGACCAGCUGCCCGGACCUCCUAAGUCCAGAAGCCUCGAGGUCUCCUGUUUCUCUUCCUGAAAAAUAAAUAUUUGCCUUUCGAUCA